AUGGCCGGAGCCUGCUGCAAAUGUCCGGCCUCUCUGUCCGUGUUGAAGCGCUCUCUCUCGGUGGCGCCGCGAGGCUGCGGCUCCUCUCCCCCUCGGUCCGUCCUGCAGGGCUGGAGGAGGCGCGGGGACAGGGGCCUGCAGGAGGCCACCAGACCCAGUAGCGCCCUCAGAACCGUGGGUUUCUACCGACAAACAGCCUUUCUUUGUCUCUCCUGCCAGGAGUCUAUGAGCGACAGCCUGCGGACCUGUUACGUAUAUCUGAAUCAGACCAGCAGGAGCUUUGCGGCCGUGAUUCAGGCACUGGACGGAGAGCUGAGACAUGCGGUUUGCAUCUUCUACCUGGUGCUUCGUGCACUGGACACAGUUGAGGACGACAUGACCAUCUCUUUGGAGAAGAAGGUGCCAAUGCUUAACAAUUUCCACACGUACCUGUACCAGGGGGAGUGGUGCUUCACUGAGAGCCAUGAGAAGGACCGUCAAGUUCUGGAGGAUUUCCCUACGAUAUCACUGGAAUUUAGAAACCUUGCUCAGGAAUACAGAGACGUCAUCUCUGAUAUCUGCCACCGGAUGGGAGUCGGGAUGGCUGAAUUUCUGGAAAAGAAGGUGGGAUCCGUGAAAGAGUGGGACCUGUACUGCCACUACGUUGCCGGUCUCGUCGGCAUCGGUCUGUCGCGGCUCUUCUCUGCCUCCCAGCUGGAGGAUCCAGAAGUGGGACUGGACACCGAGCUGGCAAACUCAAUGGGGCUGUUCCUGCAGAAAACAAACAUCAUCCGAGACUAUCUGGAAGAUACUCAGGAGGGACGGGCCUUCUGGCCAAAAGAGGCGUGGAGCCAGUUUGCGAGUCGUCUGGAGGAUCUGGCCCAGCCCGAGAAGCUGGAGUCGGCUCUGUCCUGCCUCAACCUGCUGGUCACCGACGCUCUGCGUCACGUCCCCGACGUCAUCGCCUACCUGUCUCGGCUGCGCAACCAAAGCGUCUUCAAUUUCUGCGCCAUUCCACAAGUGAUGGCAAUAGCUACCCUCUCAACCUGCUACAACAACCCGAUGGUGUUUCAGGGUGUGGUGAAGAUCAGAAAGGGACAGGCUGUCACCCUCAUGAUGGAAGCCACCAACAUGAGAGCUGUGCAGACCAUCAUUGCUCAGUACAGCCAAGAGAUUUUACAGAAGGUCUCUCUCACCGAUCCGACGCGGGACAAGACGCUGCACAUCCUGGCUGUGAUCCAGGAGAAGUCGGCCCUUCCUCAACCCGACCUCAGCUGCAGGAACCACCACCUGUCUCCUAUGUACCUGUCGGCUGCCAUGCUGGUGGCCGCGCUGAGCUGGCAGUAUCUCAGUACGACAGCUGCCCAGGCGCAGGGCACAGGGGACAUGCAGUGACUCUCUUCCUGAUUGGAAAACCCCCGUCUUUUCCUGGACAUCUAGUCCUUCUCUUCCUUGGGAAACCUAAGGAACGUCUUCCCACAUUGGAGUCUCACACUGGCUGUUAAAGAACCACAGACUUGUUGAACUUUGGGAUUCUUUUUGCAGCCUGAUCUGAAAAAAAAUAAAAUUCUGCGGUAUUGACACGUUCUCAUCCAUUUUGUGUUUGCCGCAAAAGGACAGUUUUAGGAUUUUAGACAACAGCGAUCAACUUUUGUGAAGUUUCACUGAUUUUUGUUUUCUGAAAUUUUAGCUUUUUUGUCCUUGUUGAAUCCUCACUGUGAGAAACACUUUAAAGUACAUCAGCAUUUGCACUGUUGGAUCACAUGGACGUAUUCCAAUAACCGAUUUAGAACAUUUCAUGUUUCAUUGAGUUUUGACUUUAUUCAACAAUAUGUGGGAAAGAUCUUUCUGCCAAUUUUAUCAGUCAUGAACUAAAAAAAAAUUGAAUAAAGUGAAAUAUAUUUUGAACAAAAGGAAUUUGUUGGCAAAGUGUCCUUAACAGCUUUGGUGAGUAGAAGGGCUAGCACAGAGUGACCUUGUACAGAACCAAAGGAGGGCUACAAACAUUGCUAUGUAAUGUGUCAUUUUCAUUUGUACAUAUUUGAAGAAAUAAAGAAGAAAAAGGGUAGUAUCUGUGUGAAAUCAGA
This is a messenger RNA of Xiphophorus couchianus (Monterrey platyfish), 2066 nucleotides long. It is a transcript of the gene fdft1, whose product is annotated as farnesyl-diphosphate farnesyltransferase 1. NCBI's taxonomy places the organism in Eukaryota, Metazoa, Chordata, Actinopteri, Cyprinodontiformes, Poeciliidae. The transcript is spliced from 7 exons. Gene Ontology annotation, molecular function: squalene synthase [NAD(P)H] activity. Gene Ontology annotation, cellular component: endoplasmic reticulum membrane. Bases 1 to 1374 code for a protein of 457 amino acids. Gene Ontology annotation, biological process: cholesterol biosynthetic process; farnesyl diphosphate metabolic process. The record is from RefSeq and is a predicted model, not a curated record.